Ostertagia ostertagi is the source of this 1551-nucleotide messenger RNA. Lineage: Eukaryota; Metazoa; Nematoda; Chromadorea; Rhabditida; Trichostrongylidae. The record is from the annotation of a GenBank genome assembly.
AUGGUCCCAGCCACCCUCGGCGAUGCGGGCCAGCCCGUCGACGUUGAGCGGCACCACCUCGUCGACGCCGUCGAUCAUACGCACGAUCUCGACCGCCUCGGGCCGCGUGAUCCAGCAGACGUAGGGCCGCGGAUGCAGCGUGUGGAGGAUCGGGACCAGGCUGCCGGUCCGCAGCACGUCGCCCAGCGCAUCGAGCUUGACGAUCAGCACGCGGCAGCCGAAUUCAUCGGCGCGGGUGCAGAUCGUGACCCUGGGGAUCGUGCUCAGCCUGUUCAACGGCGGCAUGCCGCCGAUCGGCGGGCACCUGUUCUUCUUCUAUGCGACGGGCGUGAUGCCCUUCUAUCUGUUCAUCCACGUCAUCGAUCACUCGCAGAACCUGUUCCAGGACAAUAUCGGCGUGCUGCAGGUCCCGGUGAUCGCCCGCCUCGACCUCGUGCUGGCGAUGGCGCUCACCGAGCUGCUGAUCGGCUUCACCGUGAUCGUCGUCACUUUCGGCACUUUCGAGCUGAUCUCCUACGGCCCGCGCACGGACAAUCACAUCGAGGCGGUCUAUGCCACGCUGGCGGUCUGGCUGUUCGCGCUGGGGCUCGGGCUGAUCAGCGCCGUCAUGAACAACCUGUGGCGGCCGUGGGCCAAUGGCUGGAUGAUCACGCAGCGCUUCCUCUACGUCGCCUCGGGCGUGUUCUUCCUGCCGCAGAGCAUGCCGGAAUGGAUUCGCGAGCCGCUGUCCUGGAACCCCCUCCUCCAGUGCAUCGAGUGGUUCCGUACCGGCUUCUUCCGCGACUACGAUCCGCCGUGGCUCGACAAGAGCUACAUCCUCGCCGUCGCCUUCGGCACGGUGCUGGUCGGGCUGAUCCUCGAACGGGCACUGCGCCGCCGCAUGAGGACCCAGUGAUCCGCCUCGAAAGAGUGAGCAAGAGCUACGCCGUGCCCGGCGGGCGUCACGUCAUCCUCGACGAUGUGAGCUUCGAGCUGCCGCCGCUCAGCCGCAUCGGCAUCUUCGGCGUGAACGGCGCGGGCAAGUCCGCCCUGCUGCGCCUGAUCGCCGGCAGCGAGAUGCCCGACCGCGGACGCAUCGUGCGCAAAGGGCGUGUGUCAUUUCCGGUGGGCUUCACCGGGACCUUCCACCCCCACCUCUCGGCCCGCGAGAACGUCGCCUUCCUCGCGCGGAUCUACGGCAUGAACCAUGGCGAGGUCAGCGCCUGGAUCGAAGAAUUUGCCGAGCUCGACCGCUAUUUCGACAUGCCGGUCGGCACUUAUUCCUCCGGCAUGUUUGCCCGCAUCGCCGUCGCCACCAGCUUCGCCUUCGACUUCGACCUCUACCUCGUGGACGAAGUGAUCGAGGUCGGCGACGCGGCCUUCCGCCGGAAGUGCGCGGCCGCCUUCGGGGAGCGCAUGCAUGCGGCCUCGCUGAUCCUCGUGUCGCAGCAUGUCGAGACGAUCCGCCAGUACUGCAAUCUCGGGGCGGUCCUGCAUCGCGGCAGGCUCAGCGACUUCACGACGAUUGACGAGGCCCUCGAGACCUACGAACGUUCGCUCCGGGCGACGUGA